GCGCCGUCAGUGUUGACAGGUUAGCAGAAGCAUUCACUUGAGAAGAACGUGUUCUCGAAAGGGCUCAUUUGGCUUGUGUAUGUGACGAGAAAUGAUAUAUAGAAAAAUAUUACACUUGUAUAUGAGAAUCAUAUAAAAAGUAUAUGUACUUUGAUUAUUAGAAUAAAUUUUUUUGAUUGUUAUAAUAUCAAAAUCAAUUAUCAUCGAUCAAUUAACGAGUAGUUAAUAGCGAUUAUACGUCGAAAAAUAGUUUUCCAAACAGCGACGUAUGUAUAUGAAUUUGUGCGCGUAAUAAUCAACAAUUAAUCGAUCCGAAAGCUACGCAAACUUGUUGAAGAGCGUAAAAUCUCGAAUAGAAAAAUGGAUUAUUCUUAUUUCAAGACGGAAAUCUCCAAACGCAGACGGCCUGCUACAACGCGGGAGCUAACUAAAAUAGCGUAUUCUGCGCCAAAAAGUACCGUUUCCUUGGCAGAGGGAAUGCCCAAUGAAGAAACAUUUCCAUUCACGGAAAUCUCGGUUAAACUCUACGACGGCUCAUCCUUCAUUCUCGACAAGAGCGAAUUAGGCGCUGCUCUCCAAUAUAUACCCACGCAAGGUUAUCCUCCUCUCGUGCAGGCCCUGAGGGAAUUCCAGAGAAAGGCACACGCGCCUCCCUUAUGGGAGAGUCGCGACAUACUCAUCGUUUCGGGGUCUCAGGACGGGCUUAGCAAGACUCUAGAGGCUAUAAUCGGUACUGGUGAUCCGAUUUUGGUCCCCGACCCCUUCUAUCCUGGCGUCGAAAUUGUGGUAGCGCCUCACAAAGCGGAGCUUGUAAUGAUCCCGCAAGAUGACGAUGGUCCCAUACCGGAAGUACUUAGGGAAACUCUAAGGAAUCGCGUGUUUUCCGGUGCAAAAAUGCCAAAAAUAAUGUAUAUAAAUCCUACGGGCACAAAUCCUACUGGCAUCAUUAUACCUCUGGAACGACGAAAAGAGAUCUAUAGGAUAGCUUGCGAAUAUAACUUCUUGAUCCUCGAUGAUGAUCCUUAUCAUUUUAUGCAUUUUGACAAGGAAGAUCCAAAAUCAUUUUUAUCACUUGAUACGGAAGGUCGAGUGAUUAGAUUGGACUCAUUCUCGAAAGUGAUCAGUAGCGGUCUCAGAAUUGGAUUUAUCACCGCGACAGCUCCGCUGAUAGCUAGUUUGGAGCUUCACCUGCAGAGCAGUCAUCUUCAUGCUCCUACCUUAUCUCAGGUGAUACUGUACAACCUACUAAAAAUCUGGGGUUAUGACGGUUUAAUGCAGCAUUAUGUAAGAUUAAGAUAUUUCUACAAGAAUCGAAGGGAUGUUAUUUCGAUGCUUGCACGUGAACAUUUAAACGGCUUGGCAGACUUCAAUGUGCCAAUGGGUGGAUUUUUCUUAUGGAUCAAAGUACGAGGAAUCAAGAAUACAUGGAAAAUGAUAAUGCAGCGAGGUAUUACGGAUGGCGUUAUCAUGGCACCAGGAGCUGCAUUUAUGAAAGAUCCUUCGAAACCUUGUAACGCCAUCAGGGCAAGUUUCGCCAAGGCUUCCUAUGAAGAGAUGGAUCUGGCAAUGAGGCGAUUGGCGCAGUUAAUCCGGGCAGAGUUAGCCGAAAAUUAUUUCGAAAAUGUUAAUACGUGAUGAUACGCAAAUAAUUUUAAACAUGACUACACACAGUCGACAUUGAAAACUACUGUCUACUUUAGUCAGUAUAAUAAAGCCAUAGAAUCGAAAGGCACCGACAGUGCGGAACGACAUAUUAUCGAUUAAGCAAGGUAUAUUGCUAGAAAGGAGCAUACCGAACGUGGGUAGAACCGAGGGAGCUAUGUACAUUUUUAGAACAUAGUCAUAAAUUUCAUCAAAAGAGGACAU
Messenger RNA from Cataglyphis hispanica, 1866 nucleotides. Its product is annotated as kynurenine/alpha-aminoadipate aminotransferase, mitochondrial-like. The record is from RefSeq and is a predicted model, not a curated record. The transcript is spliced from 8 exons. NCBI's taxonomy places the organism in Eukaryota, Metazoa, Arthropoda, Insecta, Hymenoptera, Formicidae. Gene Ontology annotation, biological process: biosynthetic process. The coding region runs from base 361 to 1635 and encodes 424 amino acids. Gene Ontology annotation, molecular function: pyridoxal phosphate binding; L-kynurenine:2-oxoglutarate transaminase activity.